UCAUGCAGCCUUCUUAGUCAUCACUAAAUCAUCUAGCUAGGAUCAUAAACAUUGGCUGGAGGGUACUCCUUCUACUCAUGACCGCCGGUAGCUAUGACCCCCAUAGAAGGGGUCAUCUUGGUCCACUAAUGGCCAUUGCAUUAGCAAUUGUUCUCAUUUCCUUUAACGUGGGAUCCGUGGCUGCUGAUCCCUACAUUUACUCUUCACCUCCACCACCCUACGAGUACAAGUCCCCUCCUCCUCCUUCUCCUUCACCACCACCACCACCACCUUAUGAGCACAAGGAUCCACAUUAUCAAUACAAGUCUCCCCCUCCUCCACCACCAUAUUAUUACAAGUCACCUCCACCCCCAUCUCCUUCACCUCCACCUCCUUACUACUACAAGUCUCCUCCACCACCUUCACCCUCACCUCCUCCACCAUAUUAUUACAAAUCUCCUCCUCCACCAUCUCCCUCACCCCCUCCUCCUUACUACUACAAAUCUCCUCCACCACCCUCUCCCUCACCUCCUCCACCAUAUUAUUACAAAUCUCCCCCACCACCCUCUCCCUCCCCUCCACCUCCCUACUACUACAAGUCUCCCCCACCACCCGAUCCCUCUCCUCCACCACCAUAUUACUAUAAGUCUCCCCCACCACCAUCUCCCUCACCUCCACCUCCUUACUACUACAAAUCUCCUCCUCCUCCAUCUCCCUCACCCCCUCCUCCUUACUACUACAAGUCCCCACCACCACCCUCUCCCUCACCUCCACCUCCUUACUAUUACAAGUCUCCCCCACCACCUGAUCCCUCCCCUCCACCCCCAUAUUACUAUAAGUCUCCUCCACCACCCUCUCCUUCACCUCCACCACCUUACUAUUACAAAUCUCCCCCACCACCCUCUCCUUCACCUCCACCCCCUUACUACUAUAAGUCCCCACCACCACCAUCACCCUCACCACCACCACCAUACUAUUAUAAGUCUCCUCCCCCACCUGAGAAGUCUACAGCUCCAACACCAUACUACUACAAAUCUCCUCCUCCUCCAUCUCCUUCACCUCCUGUGCCUUACUAUUAUAAGUCUCCACCACCUCCUUCACCAUACCCUCCUCAUGUGCCUUACUACUACAACUCCCCUCCUCCACCAGUCGUGUAUCCUCCAUACACUCCAUAUCACCACCCAUUGAUCGUUAAGGUUGUGGGUAAAGUCUAUUGUUACAGAUGCUAUGACUGGAAAUACCCCCAAAAGUCACACAACAAGAAGCACCUCAAAGGUGUCACGGUCGAAGUGACUUGUGAAGUUGGGAGCAAGACCAUAAAGGCUUAUGGCAAAACUAAGACUAAUGGAAAGUAUAGCAUUGCUGUUGAAGGCUUUGACUAUGUCAAAUAUGGAGCCACAGUUUGCAAGGCUAAACUCCAUGCUCCUCCCAAGGGCUCACGCUGUAACAUACCCACAAAGCUUAAUGAAGGAACCAAACUGAAGGUGAAGUCCAAGGACAAGUAUGAAGUUGUACUCAAGGCUAAGCCGUUUGCUUAUGCUCCUGAAAAGCCAUAUGAUUGCAAAAAGUCCAAGCCCGAGCCUUCACCUACUCCUUAUCACAAACCAUAUUAUUACAACUCUCCCCCACCCCCUUCACCCUCACCACACCCAUACUCUCCUUACAAGUCACCACCUCCACCACCACCCUCAUACUAUUAUAAAUCCCCUCCUCCACCUUCUUAUUACUACAAGAGCCCUCCUUCAUCAUCACCAUCACCUCCUCCUCCAUAUUACUAUAAAUCCCCACCACCACCAUCACCAUCCCCACCUGCACCUUACUAUUAUAAAUCUCCUCCUCCACCACCCAAAGAUCCUUACCAUCCUCCUUACUAUUACAAGAGCCCCCCUCCACCUUCACCUUCUCCUCCUCCUUCAUAUUAUUACAAAUCUCCUCCUCCACCUAAAGAAAUAUCACACCCUCCUUACUACUACAAGUCACCUCCUCCACCAUCCCCAUCACCACCUCCUCCCUAUUACUAUAAAUCACCUCCUCCACCAUCCCCAUCACCACCACCUCCCUAUUACUACAAGUCACCUCCACCACCAGACCCAUCACCACCACCUCCAUACUACUACAAGUCUCCACCCCCACCAUCCCCAUCACCACCACCUCCAUACUAUUACAAGUCACCCCCACCUCCAUCUCCAUCACCACCACCACCUUACUACUACAAAUCACCUCCUCCACCAUCCCCAUCACCACCACCUCCAUACUACUACAAGUCACCUCCACCACCAGACCCAUCACCACCACCUCCCUACUACUACAAGUCUCCACCCCCACCAUCCCCAUCACCACCACCACCUUACUACUACAAGUCACCUCCUCCACCAUCCCCAUCACCACCACCUCCAUACUACUACAAGUCUCCACCCCCACCAUCUCCAUCACCACCACCUCCAUACUACUACAAGUCACCUCCACCACCAGACCCAUCACCACCACCUCCCUACUACUACAAGUCUCCACCCCCACCAUCUCCAUCACCACCACCUCCUUAUUACUACAAGUCACCUCCUCCACCAUCCCCAUCACCACCACCUCCUUAUUACUACAAGUCACCACCACCACCAGACCCAUCACCACCACCUCCCUACUAUUACAGGUCACCCCCACCACCAUCUCCAUCGCCCCCACCACCCUAUUACUACAAGUCACCUCCACCUCCAUCACCUUCUCCACCACCUCCUUACUACUACAAGAGUCCUCCUCCACCAUCUCCCGUGUCUCAUCCUCCCUACUACUACAAAUCUCCUCCACCAUCAACGCCGUCUCCCCCACCUCCUUACCAGUACGUGAGUCCUCCACCACCAACCAAAUCUCCUCCACCACCUAUCUACAAGUAAUCUUGGAAUUAAGCAGAAGCAGCAACAAGUCAUGUUCUAGUAUUCAUUGUGGAAUAAAGUCCAGUUCCAUUUGGAGCAAAGUUAAGCCUUUAAUUUGUUGUACAAGUUCUUUGAAUAAGAGUUUGAAUAUAUCGUCUCUAAGCUACAAUCUUCACGACUCAAAUGAGGUUGCUUCGAUUUAUUUGGUAGCCAUCUUUCACAUCUUGUUGGUACUAAGUUCAAGGGAGCAACAAACCAAAAUGAGGAAGCAAGAUUUGAAAUGUUGAUGCCAAUGCAGGCUUUUAGAGAUUUCUUAUUUGUUUCUUUGUAGAUUAAUAUGGUUGAUAGUGUAUGAUUGCAUUCAAAUUAUUGUGAAAAUUCUUUUAAUUAUA
Molecule: messenger RNA, 3238 nt
Organism: Glycine soja
Lineage: Eukaryota; Viridiplantae; Streptophyta; Magnoliopsida; Fabales; Fabaceae
Product: extensin-2-like
Exons: 3
Coding region: 78-2867 (929 amino acids)
Source: RefSeq, a predicted model, not a curated record